GUCUUCAUGCAGAGUUGUCGUAUGUGAGGAAUGAUGUGGUUAAUCACUACGCAUUGUCCUUCAAUCUCUUAAUACCCAGCGAGACCAACAAUCUUCACUUCAGCUGGCAUGCUAAAUCCAAGGUUGACUAUAAAUUGGGAUUUCAGGUCGAUAAUCCCAUGGCUAUGGCUAUGCCCCAGACCAACAUUUCUCUACAAGGAGAAGUUCCUCGCACACUUUCAGUGUUUCGUGUUGAACUCUUCUGCACUGGCAGACUCGACUCCGAGGUCACAAUACUAAUGCAGCUCAACUUGACAAUAAAUUCAUCAAAAAACAUCACAGUUUUAAAUUUCAAACGAAGGAAAAUGUGCUACAAAAAGCUUGAACCAGAAGUAAAAUCUCCAACAUCUGAUAAAAACAGCAGCAAGGCUAUCUUUGAUCCUGUCAACGCAGCUCCCACUACUUCUACCCGUGUGUUUUAUAUCAGUGUGGGCGUGUGCUGUGCUGUUAUAUUCCUGGUGGCAAUAAUAUUAGCUGUUUUACAUCUCCACAGCAUGAAAAGGAUAGAGUUGGAUGACAGCAUUAGUGACAGCAGUAGCUCACAAGGUUUAUCCCAGCCUUCCACACAGACGACACAGUACUUACGAGCUGACACACCGAACAAUGCAACGCCGGUAACCAGUUAUCCUACAUUACGGAUAGAGAAGAAUGAUCUUAAAAGUGUCACUCUAAUGGAAGCAAAAGCUAAAGUGAAGGACAUAGCCAUCUCCAGGGAGAGGAUAACUCUGAAAGAUGUGCUCCAAGAAGGCACAUUUGGGCGCAUUUUCCAUGGGAUUCUAAUAGAAGAAAAAGAUCCCAGUAAAGAGAAACAAGUUUUUGUCAAAACUGUUAAAG
This is a messenger RNA of Apaloderma vittatum (bar-tailed trogon), 873 nucleotides long. RefSeq names its product tyrosine-protein kinase RYK-like. The transcript is spliced from 8 exons. The annotation marks the transcript as partial. The record is from RefSeq and is a predicted model, not a curated record. Lineage: Eukaryota; Metazoa; Chordata; Aves; Trogoniformes; Trogonidae.